Messenger RNA from Cricetulus griseus (Chinese hamster), 1495 nucleotides. NCBI's taxonomy places the organism in Eukaryota, Metazoa, Chordata, Mammalia, Rodentia, Cricetidae. The record is from RefSeq and is a predicted model, not a curated record.
ACAGGGAACUCAGCAGAGCAGCAGACACUCAACAGUCUUUUUGGACCUUACAACAGAGAUCGGAGUGGGGCAUGCGACUCUCCUGGACCUCUGAACCCACAAAGCCUGAAGAUCCCAGAAGCCUUGGAGGAUGGCAAGUCUGGAGCAUCCUGGGAGCCCUGGUUGGACAGGACCCAUAAACCAAAGCACACCAAGGACCAGGCAAGAAGCAUUGCCCUCAGGCCCAGACCUCCCAUGUCCAGGAGCAGAACACUUAGAAACCCUGGACAGCCCCAGCUCCAACUCCAGCAUGACCACGAGGGAGCUACAGGAACACUGGCAGAAGGAGAAGAGCCGCUGGCGACAUGUCAAACUGCUCUUUGAGAUUGCCUCAGCCCGCAUUGAGGAGAGGAGAGUCUCCAAGUUUGUGAUGUAUCAGGUCGUGGUCAUCCAGACUGGGAGCUUUGACAGCGACAAGGCGGUGGUGGAACGGCGCUACUCGGACUUCGAAAGGCUGCAGAAGGCCCUCCUGAAGCGCUUCGGGCCGGAGCUGGAGGACGUGGCCUUCCCGCGGAAACGCCUCACAGGGAACCUGUCCGACUUCGCGUCCUUGCAGAGCAGGCUGGAUGACAGCCAGCUCCGGAGACCCACGCACAGGGGCUUCACCCUGAAGGAGCUCACGGUGCGAGAGUAUCUGUCCUGAGCCGUCCUGGCAGGUUCCCUGGCAAACAGGCUGGACAGAGACCUGAGUCACCAUCGCUGGGUGGCGGGCUGCUUGGGGCCAUCGCGGGUGGGUUUUGCUCAGCAGCUUUGGACAAGCCCCUCUGCGAAGGAGAGGGGCUCCUGCGACCCCCUAGAAGAGCCAUCUUGUGCCCCUUGGGUGUAAGGUUCUCUGAACCCUGAACCCACAAGCUUAGCUGUCAAAACUUUGCAGGUACUAUGGACCUUGGCAUCUCGGAAUAGGGAUUCUUUGCCUACCACAAAGAAGGAGUUCAAGGCCAGCCUGGACAAUGUAGUGAGACUGUCUCAAAAUAAAGAGCUCUGAGAAUGUAGCUCAAUGGCAGAAUGCUUGCCAAGCAUAUGAGACGCCUUUGAUUCAAUCUCUAAUACUAAAAUAAAAAAAAGUGCCUGUUUUUGUAAGCAGUCAGGGGAGAAAUUUGCAGGCUCAUCAUGCACAAAUGUGCAAUGCACUUCCUCAAAGCUGCCCUCUCCCGCUGAUCUCCCCAUUGCUCCUAUUUCCUCAGCAUCAGUUGCGGUAGUUUCCACCCAUUAGCCCAGAGUCCUAGCUCCCUCCAUUAGUGUCACCCACUCAGUGCUCAAGGGAAACCUGUCCUCCAGCCUACCCCAGGGUGGCAACUGUAUGAUUCUUUGAAGGGCAAAAAGAUGUUGUGGACUUAGGUGUGGUAGUUCAAGUAGGGAGGCUGAGGCAGGAGAAUCACAAGUUUAAGACCAAUCUAGGCUAAAAAGAAAAGUGAGUCUCAAAAAAAGAGACUCAAAAAAGAGACUCAAAAAAAGA